AAUUGAACCACGACAAAACAGAUUGAUCUUCUCGAAUCAUCGGUAAGUCGAUCUUUCUAUGAUUUAUUGAUUCAUGCUUGAUCGGCUUGCUUCAAAUAAAUACAAUGGGUUCGGAUUUAAAAAAAAUUUCACGUUUUCUUCUUUAUUUCAUUUUAAUUGAUUUUAAUUUCGCGAAUAACAACGAUGAUAAUCGUUCAAAAAACGAAAUCGAUGAUGCUUCAGUAUACAGAUUACCAAAAAAUGUAAUUCCAAUUUCCUAUGAUCUACGAAUAUUAACAAAAUUGGCUGCAAAUGACUUUCAUUAUGAAGCCGAAGUUCGGAUAACGCUCAACAUAUUGGAAAAAACAAAUACAAUAAUACUGCAUGCUCAUAAGCUAAGAAUAGAUAAGGAUAAAUCUUGUUUAUACAAAGAAACCGAUAAAAUUUCAAUUGACCAUCAAUACUUCGAUACAAAUAGACAAUUCUAUAUCAUCAAAUGCAUGAAAUAUUUAGAAAUUGGACAAUAUAUUUUGGUUCUUUCUUUUGUGGGAGACAUUCAGGAUGAUGUAUUUGGAUUUUACAGAAGUUCCUACGAGGUGGAUGGACAAAAGAAAUGGAUUGGUAUAACUCAAUUCUCACCUAUUUAUGCUCGGCAAGCGUUUCCGUGCAUGGACGAACCGCACUUAAAAGCGACAUUUACAAUAAGCAUUGGUCAUUACUCUAAUCAAACGGCCACUAGUAAUACCGAUAUAAAAACGAUCGAGGAAGUCGAUACGUAUUAUCGUCUUACGACGUUCUUGACUACUCCACGAAUGUCAACGUAUCUCGUCGGAUGGUCGGUACAUGAUUACGUAGUCGAAAUUUCAGAAUCCUCAAGAGAUUUUAAGAUCUGGACAAGGGACAGCAUGCGAUCUCAUGGUAGCUUUGCCUUGAAUCAAGGCUGGUUAAUUUAUUCAGCUUUACAAGAUUGGAUGAAAGUGGAAAAUCCGAUAAAAAAAAUGGAUCAAUUUGCUGUGGCUGAUUUCAACUUUCGCGCUAUGGAAAAUUGGGGUAUGAUAACGUAUCGCGAGUCGAUAGUCCUAUUUCAGAAUGGAACAAUUCCAACGAGAAAAAUGGUUGAUGGCUUGGCCACUAUAGCACAUGAAUAUGCGCACACGUGGUUCGGGAAUUUGGUAACGCCAGAAUUUUGGAAUGUCGCUUGGUUAAAAGAGGGCUUUGUCUCAUACUUCCAAUAUUUUGGAGUCUCUUUGGUACAACCAACAUGGAAAAUGAUGGAUAUGUUUGUCGUUGAUUACGUUCAACCGACUCUUCUCUCGGAUUCCGUGAAUCACGAUAGAUCCAUGAACAGUCAAAACGUCGGAAGUCCUAGCAGUAUCAUGGCUAUGCUAGAUUUUGUUACGUAUAGAAAAGGAGCGUCCAUAAUUCGAAUGAUAAAACAUGCGUUUGGUGAGAAUGUCUUUCAGAAAGGAUUGCAUAAUUAUUUAAGCGAAAUGUCGUAUCGAGCGGCUAGACCAUACGACUUGUAUCGUUAUUUACAGAGAGCUAUUGAUACGUCAUCGAAUAGCACGAAGGACCGUAAAUUUGUCAAGGACGUUGUCGAAUCUUGGGCAAAUCAAGUGGGAUAUCCUUUGAUAACGAUAACGCGAAACUACACGAGACAUUGGGCAUUGGUAUCUCAAGAACGAUUUUAUCUCAAUCGAGACACGAGAAAAAUCAACAACAACGAUAAAGAACGCACAUGGUGGAUACCUCUGACAUUCGCUACGAGGUCGUCUAUCAUCGAUUUUCAAAGGAUUCGCCCGAAGCUCUGGCUGUGCCCUUGGGAUAAGAGGACGAUGAUUUCGAACUUUCGCGACACCGAUUGGGUGCUCUUCAACGUCCAGCAAAUCGGAUUCUACCGAGUCAAUUACGACGAGACCAAUUGGAAAAUGCUUAUUGAUCACCUUAGAUCAAAGGAGUUUAUCUCCAUUCCCUCGGUGAACCGAGCGGCUCUCCUCGACGAUGCUUUUAAUCUGGCAAGAGCAGGAUAUAUAGAUUAUUCGAUUCCAUUCGACUUGUCCAAGUAUCUUAAGAGAGAGAUGGACUACGAGCCUUGGCUCGCCGCCGUUAAUAAUUUCAUGUUUCUCAAUCGAAUCCUGAAUAAAGUAUCGAAGGUUCAUAAAGCGUUCCAGAAAUACGCGGAAAAUCUGAUUCUGCCUAUAUACGAGUUAUUGGGAUUCACGGAGGAUUCGUCCGAUAACGUCCGGACAAAACUUCAACGGGAGAUAAUAUUAUCGGCUUCGUGCGCGCUCAAUAACGCUCACUGCCUCGAGACAUCGAAAAUGUUAUUUAAUUCGUGGAUAUCGUUGAAUGAAACAAUAUUACCUGAUUUGAAAAGUUUCGUCUAUUGCAUUGGCAUACGUAACGGGAAUGAUGAGGAUUGGUUUACAAUGUGGAAAAAAUAUCUCGAUGCAGAUUUACAUAUCGAACAAGAACUUUUAUUGUCUGCACUCGGAUGUAGUCGAAAUCCUAUUUUAUUGAAUAAAUAUCUGAAUGUAUCGAUUUCUCGAAAUUCGACAAUUCGUAAGCAAUACAGAUUUUCGAUAGUUACUGCUGUUACGAACGGUAAUCCAGAAAAUGUCGAUCAUACUUUAAAAUUCGUUGAAAACAAUCUCGAAAGCAUUAUUGAUUCACGAGGAUACGAUUUCUUAGGUAAGAUGUUUAUUUCCAUAGGAGAGCAUAUGACAACUACGGAACAAACAAACAAGCUUCGUCGUUUCAUCGAUCAAAAUAUAAAACGUCUAGGAUCGGCCUCGAAAGCAGCAGAGAAAGCAAUUGUUUCUGCCGCUGAAAACGCUAAGUGGGUUGAAAAAUAUGCGUCUCUCAUUAAGACUGGAUCAUUGCAGAAGGGAGUACCGUUACUUUUUGCCAAAAUGGCUUCCAUGAGAGUGUUAAUACCGUUGGCAUUGCUCGUGGUGAUAACACUGGCCGAAUAUCCAUCAUCGAAUAAGACUAUAUUCUUGGAUAAUGAAAUUAUCCAAUAUGAGGAAAAUAGAGCAAGUCCUGAAGAAAGCGAAAAGUCUGAAGAUUUUGAGACUUUUAUUGAUGAAAAUGAUUCUAAUUAUGCAAAGGAAGAAACAUUUGAUUACAAAUUACUUCCUAUAAUUAUACCACAUCAUUAUAACAUUGACUUGGAUAUAAACUUAACAAAAUUCCAAGAAAAUUAUUACAAAUAUACAGGAAUAGUUAAGAUAAAUUUGGAAGUAACAUACAAUACGAAUAUAAUCAAAUUACAUUGUGACCAAUCGUUCCUCGAGUUGGGUACGCCAACAUUACUACAUGAGAAGAAAAACUUUAAUGUUACAAUAUCUUAUGUAAACAAUACUAAUAUUGUGAUAGUUGAUGUGAAAGAGUUAUUAACUCCAAAUAAUUAUACUUUAACAUUGCCGUACAUUGGAACAGUAAGUGAUAAGAAUAGAGGAUUUUAUAAAGAUUCUUACUUAGAUGAAGAAGGCAAAACGAGAUGGUAUGUUGCGACACAUUUUGAAUCAAUCAGUGCACGAAGCGCAUUCCCAUGCUUCGAUGAACCAGCUCUAAAAGCAACCUUCGAUCUUACGAUAACAUAUGACAAAGGAUACACAGCGAUCUCGAAUACAAUCGGAAAUACGAGAGAAAUUAAAAAUAAUCGACAAAUUACAAGUUUCAAAACAACUCCAAGAAUGUCCACGUAUCUUAUAGCAUACGCGAUAACCGCUGAUUUUAAAUCGUAUAAUAAAAGUAAUAUAAUGGUAUAUUCAAGACCAAAAUUUACUGCAGAUAACAUGACCGAAUAUGCUGCAGAAGUUAGUGACAAAGUGUUGACAGAACUGGAAAAAUAUACUGACAUCAAGUACUCAUCUAUGAUGGAAAAGAUGGAACAAAUUGCUCUUCCUUUAUUGUCACCGGGUGCAAUGGAGAACUGGGGUCUCGUGACGUACAGAGAAACUGCCAUUCUCUACAACGAGAAUGUAAACGGAACUUUCGACAAGCAACAUGUGGCGAAUAUAAUCGCUCACGAGUUUACACAUCAAUGGUUUGGAAAUUUAGUCACCCCUGAAUGGUGGAAUUAUAUUUGGCUUAACGAAGGAUUUGCUACUUAUUUCCAAUAUUUUAUCAUCGAUAAAAUUUAUCCUGACUGGCGUUACAUGGAUCAAUUUAACGUACUAUCUCUUCAAACUAAAGCAUUCCAUUACGAUGGGGAUGGAGAAAAGACACGAUCUAUGAAUAGCGAAGAAAAGAGCGAAAAUGAAAUUAACGAUUUAUUCGAUGAUAUUGCUUACGACAAAGCUGCUGCUGUCAUCCGCAUGUUUUCUCAUGUCAUUGGAGAGGAUAAAUUUCAGAAAGGUCUACGACAAUAUCUUAACUCACACAAGUACGAUACAGUGAAUCCAACGAUUCUUUUCCAAGCUCUCGAUGAUGCCGCAGAAAAGAAGAAUUUUUCAGAAAUUAACUUGAUGACAUUUUUUGAACUUUGGGUCAACCAAUCAGGAUACCCAGUAAUUACAGUGACUAAGAAUAGAAAAGAAAAUGACACAUCGAUCACUGUAGAACAAAAACCGUUUUAUUUGGUUAAACCUAUAGAAGAAGAGUUAUCUAAAAAUAAGACCUGGUCUAUUCCUCUGAACUAUGUACAACAAACAGAAAAUAAGAAUUUUAAUGAUACUUCUGUUAAAUCUUGGUUGAAAUUUGAUGAGUCAUCGAUAUCAAUUAAAGAUAAUAUCAUAGAAAAAGGUUGGAUUAUCUUUAACGUGCAACAAACUGGAUAUUAUCGUGUCAAUUACGAUAUGGAAACAUGGAGCGAUAUCAUUAAAUAUUUGGGCACGGAUAAUUUCAUGGAUAUUCAUUCCUUGAACCGUGCUCAAUUGAUCGACGACGCUUUUCAUUUGGCAUAUGCUGAUCUUUUGAACAUCACUGUCAGUUUGGAUUUAAUCAAGAAUCUCGAAAAAGAAACCGAUUACAUCGUAUGGAAGUCAGCGUUCAAGAUUUUAUCGAAGUUGAACAAUAUACUGGAUCGAACAGAUUAUUACAGUUACUUUUUGAAUUUUAUUCGUCCAAUUACUCAAAAAUUAUUUAUUAAUCUGAAGCUCUUUGAAAAUAAGAAUGAAACACAUUUGGAAAAUCUUCUUAAAAUAGAUGCCGCAAAAUGGGCUUGCGACAUUGGAUUAGAAUUUUUCGAAAACUAUUCUACUCAACAAUUUAAUCUGUGGUUACAUAAAGCUCAAAAUGUUGCUAUUCCUCGAGAUAUGAAAAAAGUAAUAUUCUGUGGGGCCUUAAGGAAAGCCAAUGAGACUGUUUGGAUAAAAACUUUGAACAAAUACAUACUAUCUAAAGACGUUGAAGAGAAGACACUAAUUCUUUCAUCCUUGGGUUGUUCUUCAUCACCGGACAUUUUGAAAAAUUUCCUUGAUAUAACUGUUCAGGAAGAUUCUAAUUUCAUAAAACAAUUGCCGGAAGUUUUUCGAACAAUAUACUCCAACAGUGCUGUUGGUCUUCAAAUUGUUCUUGAUUUCAUUUCUGAAAAUAUUAAUAAGUUACAAAAAUAUGAUGAAAACUUCAAGGAGAAUAUAGUGAAUAUAUUUACCGAACUUGCAAACAGAAUUGCUGUUAAUAAGGAUAUGGGCACGCUAAAUGAAAUUAACUUUCAACUAAUUAAAAUUGAAGGAUUGGAGGAUAAAUUGAACGAAGGCGUGAAAAUUGCAAACAGAAACAAUCUAUUCUUAAAAAAGCAUGAUGAAAACAUUCAGAAAUGGUUAGGAUAUUUGACUGAAAAUCAAACUACAACAACUUCCAAACCAAAUAGUGCUAAUUCUUUUAGCUUUAGUAUUGCCCUAAUGACUGUAUCUUUACUACUCGUAAAACUACGUUAAUAAUCUUUUUAAUUUUUACAUUAUUUGCACGGUUUAUAAUAAAUGAUAAAAAAACCACUUCAUCGUAUAUUAGCCAUUCGAUUUUAGCCAACGAAAUGUAUUGUCGUUUUAACUACAAUAAUGUCGUAUAACUUUUUUGUAUGUACAUACAUAAAGAAACAAAGUGUUACUAAUGUUAAAAAUUUAUUAUUAAUUAUAAUAUAAUUAUAUUUAUAUUAAUAUAAAUAUAAAAAUUAUUUUAACAUAAAUUUUUUACUGAAGAAACGUGCACAAAGUUGUCUAGUUAAUUAAGUAAAUAAUAAUAAUAUAUGUGUGUACACAUGUAGGUAUGUGUAUAUAUGUACAUAUAAAUGCAUGUAUGUUAUAUACAUGGAAAGUUCCAUAAUAUGAUUGUAAAUACCAGAUUGUUCCACCAUUCAUAUUAAUAUAAUUUAACUUAAUAAAUUACUAUUAUUUUACUAA
Messenger RNA from Vespa crabro (European hornet), 6326 nucleotides. RefSeq lists its product as uncharacterized. Bases 105 to 5864 code for a protein of 1919 amino acids. Gene Ontology annotation, molecular function: metalloaminopeptidase activity; zinc ion binding; peptide binding. Gene Ontology annotation, biological process: proteolysis; peptide catabolic process. Gene Ontology annotation, cellular component: cytoplasm. Lineage: Eukaryota; Metazoa; Arthropoda; Insecta; Hymenoptera; Vespidae. The record is from RefSeq and is a predicted model, not a curated record. The transcript is spliced from 21 exons.